Molecule: messenger RNA, 408 nt
Organism: Linum tenue
Lineage: Eukaryota; Viridiplantae; Streptophyta; Magnoliopsida; Malpighiales; Linaceae
Source: the annotation of a GenBank genome assembly
AUGAGCCCAUCAAACUCUUUUCUCUACAAACACACUCAGCUGCCCGUCUCCGAUCCCCGCAUUUCCCCCAAACUCUCCCAAUCCGAAAUCGAGUCCGGCGCUAGGGUUCGCGCGAACGUAAUCGGAAGAGGGAAAAUGGCGAUGAGGAGGUUCUACAACGAGAUCAAGGGGCUGAAGGUGAAGGAGGUUCCCGACCACGUGAAGCCGAUGCUCUCUCUCGACUUCGUGAAGAAAUCCGUGCAGAAGGGACUGGACAAUUACCACGCCAAGUACAUCCAGACCAGCUCCGUCGACCCGCUCUUACAUGUCUGCUUCGGCGGGAUGGUCUUCUCUUAUCUCGUCGCCCUCCCUGAAGAGCGACGCCAUCUGGAGCACCAGCAGCACGCCAAAGAGCACGGCGGCCACUGA